This is a messenger RNA of Talpa occidentalis (Iberian mole), 4865 nucleotides long. It is a transcript of the gene TSG101, whose product is annotated as tumor susceptibility 101. Gene Ontology annotation, cellular component: ESCRT I complex. Lineage: Eukaryota; Metazoa; Chordata; Mammalia; Eulipotyphla; Talpidae. The coding region runs from base 83 to 1255 and encodes 390 amino acids. Gene Ontology annotation, molecular function: ubiquitin binding. Gene Ontology annotation, biological process: protein modification process; protein transport; endosome to lysosome transport. The record is from RefSeq and is a predicted model, not a curated record. The transcript has 10 exons.
GUGCGGCUUUGCGGGGCGUCCUGGGGCAGCCGGGAGCGGCUGACCCUCUGCCUGCGGGGACGGGAGUCGCGAGGCGGCCGCCAUGGCGGUGUCGGAGAGCCAGCUCAAGAAAAUGCUGUCUAAGUACAAAUACAGAGACCUAACUGUACGUGAAACUGUCAAUGUUAUUACUCUAUACAAAGAUCUUAAGCCUGUAAUGGAUUCAUAUGUUUUUAAUGAUGGCAGUUCCAGGGAACUAAUGAACCUUACUGGAACAAUUCCUGUGCCUUAUAGAGGUAAUAAAUACAAUAUUCCAAUAUGCCUAUGGCUGCUGGACACAUACCCAUAUAAUCCCCCUAUCUGUUUUGUUAAACCUACUAGUUCAAUGACUAUUAAAACAGGAAAGCAUGUUGAUGCAAAUGGGAAGAUAUAUCUUCCUUAUCUACAUGAAUGGAAACAUCCACAGUCAGACUUGUUGGGACUUAUUCAGGUCAUGAUUGUGGUGUUUGGAGAUGAACCUCCAGUCUUCUCUCGUCCUACUGUUUCAGCACCCUAUGCACCCUACCAGGCAACAGGGCCACCAAAUACUUCCUACAUGCCAGGCAUGCCAAGUGGAAUCUCUGCAUAUCCAUCCGGAUACCCUCCCAACCCCAGUUUCCCGGGCUGUCCUUAUCCACCUGGUGGUCAGUAUCCUGCCACAACAAGUUCCCAGUACCCUUCCCAGCCUCCUGUGACCACUGUUGGUCCUAGUAGGGAUGGCACAAUCAGUGAGGACACCAUCCGGGCCUCUCUUAUCUCAGCAGUCAGUGACAAACUGAGAUGGCGAAUGAAGGAGGAAAUGGAUCGCGCCCAGGCAGAGCUCAAUGCCUUGAAACGAACAGAGGAAGACCUGAAAAAAGGUCACCAGAAAUUGGAAGAGAUGGUUACCCGUUUAGAUCAAGAAGUUGCUGAGGUUGAUAAAAACAUAGAACUUUUGAGAAAGAAGGACGAAGAACUAAGUUCUGCUCUGGAGAAAAUGGAAAAUCAGUCUGAAAAUAAUGACAUUGAUGAAGUUAUCAUUCCCACAGCUCCACUAUACAAACAGAUCCUAAAUUUGUAUGCAGAGGAAAAUGCUAUUGAAGACACUAUCUUUUAUCUGGGAGAAGCCUUGAGGCGGGGAGUAAUAGACUUGGAUGUCUUCCUCAAGCACGUACGUCUUCUGUCGCGUAAACAGUUCCAGCUGAGGGCACUAAUGCAAAAAGCAAGAAAGACUGCUGGGCUCAGUGACCUCUACUGACUUCUCUGACAUCAACUGGAGAUUGAGCUCUUCUUAAUGCAUUCUUUUCUCUUCCUUUCUCUUAUCAGUAGGUGCCCAGAAUAAGUUAUUGCAGUUUAUCAUUCAAGUGUAAAAUAUUUUGAAUCAAUAAUAUAUUUUCUGUUUUCUUUUGGUAAAGACUGGCUUUUAUUAAUGCACUUUCUAUCCUCUGUAAACUUUUUGUGCUGAAUGUUGGGACUGACUAUGCUAAAUAAAAUUUGUUGCAUAAUUUUUCUCUUCUUUAUUCAACUUCUUUAGACAAAAUCUGAAUUUUUUUUGAUUUAGCAAACAAAGCAUAAUACCCAUCUUAAACUGAUAUGUGUACAUACUUAUUUUUACAUUGUAGAGGAAGUUAUAUAUUUUUUAUAGCAUAUACAUUAACAUGGGUGUCGGCCAGCUAGAAUAAAAGAAUAAACUUGAUGAACAGAAUCAGAAUUUCUGUAACACAAUGUACGCACAUCAUAGUGUGUCGGACCAGAUGGCAAGUACGAGGCAAGGCACCAAAACACUUCUAACAGAGUUGCUUAGGAAUUGUACCAGUAAGCUAUUAUCCAAUAUCUGGAUGCUAAAUCAAAGAGCAAGCUAAGAACCAUUCCCUUUCCUUUUUUCAAACUUUUAAGAAUAUCUCUUCCUCAGUAACUUUAGAAUGGUAGCUUUAAGCAACUUCAAAGCUUGACCUCCUUCUGAAUUUUCCAAAGAAUUUCUGCUCUCUUUCAGAAGGGCCUCCUCUUCAGGGGUCAACUUUACCUUUAUGACCUCUAUAAUGCCAUUCUCUCCCAGGAUGCAAGGAACACUAAGGAAUACUUCAUUUAUUCCAGAGACCCUGAACGUAAAGACUUUAAAUUAUUCCUUUAGCUUUCUUCAAACAUAGGUUUGCAAUAUAAAAAGUAAUUCAUUUUGCCUUUUGUAAAUGACUAACAGAUUUGUAGUGUCAGUUGGGGCAGAGAGACUACCAAGACAGAACAAUUUAAAAUAGCCCUAACGUUUAGAUUCAUCAACCAUCUUUUCACAUAGGCCCUGACCCCAACCCCAGCAUCUUUGCUGGGACAACCUCAUUUUCCUAUGUCCUUGCCCCCAAAAUUCUAUCAGAGAAUCACUUCAGCAUUCCUAAUACUUUAUUCCAUUUUGUUUUAACCUAUCCCAUGCAGACUAGCAGGGGGAACUUAGCCAGGUUCCCAACUUCGUCCUCCCCACAAGAAGAACUGCUAAUAGCUUUGUACUAGAGCUUCUUACCUAAGUCUCUUCACUAGGCAUAACUGGAACCAUCUGAGAAUAAAUUAUAAAGUAGCAAAACCUACCGACAAUGGUUCCCUAUGUUAAUAGGUGUGAUGAGUUAGUCCACUCAAAUAAAGAUGAAAGAAUACUUGAUAGUUGUAUAAUAAAUACUAUUCUAGGCUAAGACAAAGGUACACAGAAAUAGGUUUUCCCUCCUCUUUGUUUCUCUUCAGCAGCAGCAAAGAAUAGAUUUUAUGAAGAGAUUCUUCCAGAUGAUCAGCCUCAUUUUAAAAAGUCUUUCAUAUAUGCUCUUUUACCCAUUUAUGUUAAUGUUAAAUAAUUUUUCAAACAUGAAUAUCCUACCUUAUAGUAGAAACUGGAUGCGCUCUCCUAAGAUUCUUCAAAAUACUUUCUGUUAAAUCAGUUACAGAUGAAGCAACACCCCAAGAAGUAUAUCCUUUCUUUUUAAGCAUUUCAUACCCACUGGGGGAUUAAUAAAAAUCAUAAACUAUAAAUUAAUGAAGAAAUAGUUAUCAAAUGUCCAUUUUGUGGCAGCCCUAGCCCUUAGAAUUUAUUUCUGUCCACCCUAUAGAAAUAAAUUCUUUUUAAAAAUGGGAGGGGUGGGUGCAUAGGGCAAAAGGGUCAUUUUGUGACAAUGCCACACAAUGAAAUGUUUUCAUCAAUAAUUUCUCCUAGAAAUUUCUUAGUUUGGUUUAAAGUAAAUAGUUACAAGGUAAAAGAUCUAGAAAUUAAUAUGCAAUCAGUUUUACCACUAGCAGCAAGGACUAUAAAAACAGUUUAAAAGAACAUACUGUCCGCAAACAAACAGGUGCCUACUGUGUGGUGAGCACGACAGGCUCUGUCCCUGGAGGUUGUAAGAAUUUACAGUCUGGUGAAUUUGAUGAUCCACAAAAUAAAUGUGGAAGUGCUAAUGUAGAAGAAGUAUGGAAAAAAGAACGGUCAGCAUAUAUUUAAGGGGCCUAAUCUUACCCUUUAGCAAAAUCAGGCUCACAACCAACUUCCAAGGUAGUGAAGAUGCAAAACUGUUACCUGGAAACUACUUGUUUAUGAACAUCUCCCCACUGCUCAGGAUCUUUAUCAGUUCCUACAUCAGGGUGCAGAUCUUUCAGUGGGACCCCAGCAAUGUUCACUCCACUCCACACAGGAACUUAGAAAGGUAACAAAAAGUCCAUUUACAACAAGGUACUAUAUAGCAGGAUUUUUUUAACCUUGGCACAACUGUUAAAAUUGCACUAAGAACAACUAGGAAUGUUAACUGAACAAAAAAUUCAGAUGUCUAUAACCCUCCCACCCCAAAUCUGCUAAAUUAAAAUCUCCAUGGAUGAGGCAGACAAUUCUAUCAUCUUAGCAGAGAUUUUCCCAAUAAGACAGUGACAGUUUUAAACUUUUUAUCACUUCAAGUCCUUUUUCAUAGACAGGGUAUAGGUAUUAGGUGGGUUUCAAGAGUUCUUAGCCAGAAGAAAUGAAGGGGAAAUAAAGAAGCUAUCACCAUGCAAAUUAAUUUUCUUGUUAAUUUAAAGAAUUCCUGUUACUUGAAUUAUACACUAGAGUAUCCCAGUAAAAUAUAAACUGCAUUAUACUACUUAGGACUGUGUUAAGAAAGUCUUAUCAUUUUAACCAUCAUGUAAGAUUAUAGUAACAUUCUCAUUAUUUCAAAUUUGUAUUUCUGGUAGAUGAUAUUCUUAUAAAAAUGUUUUAAAAAUUAUAACACUACUAAUAGGGCUUAAAGAAGAACAGAAGUCCUUUCUCCCACCCAGGAGAAAUAUUUUACUUUAUGAUUAAAUAUCUGAAUGAUCAAUAAGGUCUAAAUGUAUUUCAGAGAGCAUGUACAGCUGGUUGGUGUUUUUAGACUUACCGCUUGAGUCUCCGUGCUCUCCAUGGACCAACCCAUGGCAGCUUUCAGGGUGGCUACCAAGCCUCUGCCCAAUAAAGAAACGGAAACGGGCAGUGUCCAGAUUACAGCUACUCCCAAUGACACAGAUUUUGGGAAAUGCACUCAGCUUCCAGACUAUGUAGGUUAAGAUACCCUUGAGAAGAAAACUUCACGUCAGAAAAAGUUCACAUCUAAAAUACAUUUUUUCAGAUUUAUUUAAAUUAAAACUGGUAAAUCUGAUGUGGUUUGUGUGGUGGAGAACAUGGAUCUCUAUCUAACUCCAGCUAUGCCACAAUUCCAACAAUAUCCACCGUAUAGAAAUAAAUUCUUUUUAAAAAUGGGAGGGGUGGGUGCGUAGGGCAAAAGGGUCAAAUGUAUGGUGAAUGAUGGAAACUACACUUUUGGUGGUCAUAAUGUAUGUAUAAAUGUGAAAUUAUAAUGCUAUACACCUGAAACCUGUAUGUUACAAACAAUUGUUACUUC